CCCUGUUCGAUCUCGGAACUGCGCACUGACUGCGAGUCCUGCCUGCCGAGCGGCGCGUUUGGCGCUUUGGGGAUCGAACAUGAAUUCGCUCCAGCGGCGCCUCCUCUUCCUCGUGGGGGGACUCGCCCUCCUGCAGGUGGGGGGCUCCGGCUCCUCCUCUUCGCACUCCCUGCGCUAUUUCUACACUUCUGUGCGGGAUCCCGGCCAGGCGCUGCCCCAGUACUACUUUGUGGGCUACGUGGAUGAUCAGCCCUUCGUUUUCUACGAUGCUGCGAGGAGGGCGUUGCCUAAAGUCCCCUGGAUGGAGAAGGCUGGGAAGGAGGACCCUCAGUACUGGGAGAGGAACACCCAGAACGUGCGGAAUGCGGAGUCUCAGUUCAGAGUGUACCUGGACACGCUGCGAGAGCGCUACAACCAGAACAGCAGCACAGGGCUCCACACCUGGCAGUGGAUGUACGGCUGCGAGGUGGGGCCGGACGGGCGGCCCAGAGGGGGGAAGUGGCAGUACGCCUAUGAUGGGGAGGACUUCAUCGCCUUCGACAAGGAGACCCUCACCUGGACAGCAGCAGAUAGGAAGGCCGAGAUCACCAAGCAGAAGUGGGACCCGCUCCUGGCCACUUCCCAACGCUGCAAAUUCUACCUGGAGGAGGAAUGCGUGGAGUGGCUGGGGAGGUACCUGGGCUACGGGAACGAGACCCUGCGGAGGAGAGAGCGCCCAACAGUGAAGGUGGCACGCAAGGAGGGCUACGAUGGCCAGGAGACCCUCAUCUGCCAGGCCCACGGCUUCUACCCCAAGGAGAUUGACAUUGCCUGGACAAAGGAUGGGGAAGACCAGUGGCAGGACACCUUCCAUGGGGGUGUCGCCCCCAACUCAGAUGGGACUUACUACACCUGGCUCAGUAUCGAGGUGGACCCAAAGGACAGGGGCCGCUACCGGUGCAAGGUGGGACACAGCAGCCUGCCGGAAGACCUGGAUUUGGCCUGGGAGGAGCCAGUAUCUUACACGGGACUUAUUCUGGGCCUCCUUGUGCCCAUCAUGGUUGCUUUUACCCUGCUGAUGGCUGUGGUCUUUGUCAUCUACUUCCUCAAGAGACGACAUCAAAGGAGAGGCUACACAUCGAAAUCGACUCUGAUAACGGAGAAGUCGUCACCGGGUCUCUACCCCGGGCAUGUGUAUAUCCCCUGCUGAACACCUCUACAGGAGUUUACGGCUUUCCUCUACUGUUUUUCACAUUUAAAUAACUCGCACCAUCGGUCCAUUGUGCUUGCUCCGGAGGGUAAAUAGCUGCUUGGUGGAGGGUAGGAUUUGCACAGCCCAAUGGAAACCAAGGCCCUGUCUAGCUACUUUCCAUUAAAAACAGUAGAACAAAUAAUCAGAGGCACAUUACAAAGCUCUCUCUCUCACUCUCUCUCGCUCUCUUUGUAACCCUGGCUCUGUCUCAGCCUUGGCAUCCUGUGUGCACCUUGUGGAUUGAUGUGGGGAUUGUGGUGAAGUGUUUUGCUGAUGGGCUUGUCUUCACUUUCUGUUGAUUUUUCCCCCUGAAACUCUUUAUAUUGAUGAGAAAUGUGGAUGUCAGGGGUCUGAGCCCCAGCCCCCAGACUUGACAAGAGGGAACAGCAGGUCAACCGGGCUGACGGGCAAACAGAGGGGGCAGCCAGCAGCCAGCAGGUCAACUGGUCAGCCAGCUGACAGCAGGUCAACCGGUCAGCCAGCAGACAGUAGGCCAACCGGUCUGACUGGCAAGCAGAGGGGGCAGCCGGGGGACAGCAGGUCAUCCCCUCCCACGGGCAAAUGGAGCCAGAACCUGCCGGUGCCAGGGGCAAGGGGCAAAGGCCCAGGGCCUCAGGAGUCUGGGGGAGACAGAGAGAAGCCAGCGAGUCCCACUCCCCUAGGGGGGGAAAGGGGGCUAGGCAAGGCGGAAGGGGGCAAGGGCAGAGGGAUUGGGGGCCCAGCAGUCACCCACCCAAAGGCCUUACCUGAGGAGGAGAAGCAGCAGCAGCCCCAACAGCCCAAAGCCACGCCCCAGCUAGAAAAUAGUAGCCUGGCCCAGGGGUUGCCAAAGCCAAGCCACUCCAGGUGGGGCUAGUGGAGGCACUCUGCAGGAAGCCCUGGGCAACCAGCCAAGGAGCCGCAGCUGGACCCACUUUCAGCCAUCAGCUCAGCCAGGGAGGCUGGGCUGCUAGCCAGGGGACUGCAGCUGGACAGGCCUUCAGCAAUCAGCCACGGCAGGGAGGCUGGGCAGCCAGGGAACAAGGCACAGCUGGUGCUGGUCAGUGGGGCCAGAUCAGCUACCCCAGCUGCAACUGCUUGGUGCAGCCCAAGACCAGGCUGGAAGAGGGGUGGGGCAGUAGAAGGAAGCCCUAUAAAAGCUGGCUGGGAAGAGCCCUGGGGUGGUGGAUGUGAGUAAGGAGCGAUGAUGUGGAGUGAGAGUGGUGCAAUGCAAGAGUGGAGGUUUGGAGGAGAGUUCUGGAAGGAGGGGAUGAAGAAGGACACGGGGCAAGCAGGCCAGGUUGAGCAGGCCAGCGAGUGGACUGAGAGGGAGUCUGGGUGAGGUAUACCGCCCCUCCUUCCACAGAGCAGGGUCCUGCAGCAUCCCUGGCCCCCCUAUGACAUCAGGAGCAGACCGCCCAGUGCCACUCCCAGCGGCAGCGGCGGCAAGCCCUGACAGUGGACACAUUUUGCAGCUUCACUGAAGAUUGUUAAAAUGAAGGAGGGCCUCUGUAAGGAUUGCCAGGGGAAACUGGCACUCCCCUUUGGAACUUCUUCAUGCAUGCUCUCCCUGUGCGGCAUGAUGAUGUCACUUUUGGGAGGGACAUUAUUUCACAGGCCAUGGGGGUGCUCCCACGCUUUGUGCCAGGCUGAUUCUUGAAGAAUCAGCCCGUUUGGGGCCCAAAUCGGCCUGGUGUGAAGGACAGGAGCACUCUUACAGUCUGUACAAUGGCAUCACUCCUAGAAGUGGCAUCAUUGCACCGCACCAGGAGUGCCCCAUGGAAAGACUGUUCCUGCCCUUUCUCCCCCUUUAGCCAGAUCAGUGGUGGGGGGGGGUGGAAGUGGGGGAUCUCCCAUCAGGGAACCAGCAUCCCUAAUAUCUAUGCACGCUUUGGGAUACGUAUUAUUGGCAGUUGUUUUGACAAUUAUUAAAAACUUAUCUUUUGCUGGGCUGAUGUGGUGUCUUAACAGAACUGAGACAGUGUAGCUGCCAAACAGGAACUGAAAAGUCAACUUUGACACUGAGAGAUCUCAAUCUUUUGGUGCUACACCUCUGAAGAUGGCAGUCACAGCUGCUGGUGAAACGUCAGGAACUACAAUGCCAAGACCACGGCAAUACAGCCCGGAAAACCCACAACAGCCAUCGUUCUCCGGCCGUGAAAGCCUUCGACAAUAUAUUGAAAAGUCAACACAGGCCUAGGAAUUGUGAUUGGGGGAAGGGGGUACUGUGUGUGUGUGUGCGAGAGAG
Messenger RNA from Eublepharis macularius, 3458 nucleotides. RefSeq names its product class I histocompatibility antigen, F10 alpha chain-like. Gene Ontology annotation, cellular component: external side of plasma membrane. Lineage: Eukaryota; Metazoa; Chordata; Lepidosauria; Squamata; Eublepharidae. The record is from RefSeq and is a predicted model, not a curated record. The coding region runs from base 80 to 1189 and encodes 369 amino acids. The transcript is spliced from 7 exons. Gene Ontology annotation, biological process: immune response.